GGGAAAGAGGUGCCUUUGGGUGAGGAUAUAGUGUGAAUGUCCACCUUUGGGGGGUAUCCUGCCAGGCCAGGGAUGCUGUUGCCAGUUAGGCCAAAUGUCACUGAGAUGUUGGAGUGAGGGUUGGCCCUGGCAGCCAGGGUUGCUGCUGCUGUGGCAUUACCCUGCUGCAGCCAGGCCCCUUCUGUACUGUGUGCCUGGACAGAUGAGAAGGUGAUGACUUAGCCUGUGCUAUAACCCCUGCCCUGCGUUUCUCCACGCCUGUCACUUGUGAGUCACUAUUUGUUUAUUUACAAAGCGCACGCAAAUGGUGUCAAUACAGAGUCAGGCUGUUACAGACACUGCUGUUUGGACAUCAGGCUGUGUUUGCAGAGCAGAGGCAGAGCAAUUGCACAAUCUGUGUAAGCAGUCACCCAUUCCUAAGAAAACCAUUCAGAUAUCUCAGGUUGUCUACCUGAUCAGUUGUGUACUGGUUUCACCAGUACAACAGGGACCUCAGCUCAGCUCAGGGGCAGAGUUUUGUACCACACUGGACAAGGUAUAAGAGCUUAUGGUGGGGUUGGCACCAGGAACCUUUACCUUAUGACAUCUGGAGGUUAUAUCAGGGUACCUCUUUACAGUAGCAAGGAAAUGUUUCUGUAACUGUGCAAUAAACACAUAUUCAGCAGUAACAGUAAAAUGAUGCUUUUGCUGUUGGAGUUGUAAGAUCAAGGCAGCCCACUCCAGAUAUGUGGCAGAAAAUCUGCUCUAGCAUAGUCCUCAGCUAAGAUAACAGGCCACAGGUAGGUGCUUAUUGUUUGGCAUAGCUUAAGAGAGCUGGGAAUCUCUGUUUAUAAUUAGAGUAAAUAAACCCUGAUGGAAAAUUGUCAUCCUCCUCUUCUUUGGGUCAUUUUUAUUCAUGACUCCGUGCUUGCGACAGCAGUGUGAUUAAUUCUGUGCAAGGGAUUUAUCUAAGAUGUCUUUCCAUACGAGCUUAGACCAUUUGCUUUCCAGUGUUGUAAUACUUUACAAACAAGAAGCAGAGCAGCUCUGUGUCUGCCCUCCUUGGGGAUGGUGGUCUGUCUUUUCAGGCUCACAAGAGACAGAGGGAGGAACUGAACGCCCUGAGAAGACAUUUUGAGAAAUGAGCCUGUGAAAUCCCACACUGCCAAAUGAGGCUUUGUUUUGCACAAACAACACUUGAACCAUGAAUACUUCAGUCUUGGCUGAUUGUAUGUGUCAAGUGAGUCAGAGCAAAUGUCCAUCCAGCUAGCAGCAGACUCUAAAUGAAGAUGCUGGUGUGCACUGUGCUUCUGGCAAUCCUCUGAGCCAGAGGAUAUAGACCAGGAAUUAAGGGGGAAAAAAAACAACCACAAAAAAACCCCCAACAAACAAACAAACAAUCAAAACCACAAAAAAACCCAACAAAAACAAAACAAAAAACCCAAACGAAAAAACCGGUUAAUCAUUAAAAGAAUAAAAGUUCUGGGGAACUCUGCCUUGAUGAACUUUUAUGAACUCUCUUAGUUUAAACCUGAAACUUGGCAAUGAGUUCAACAGUUCCAUGUCAUUUGGAAACUGACUUCCUUAAAAGAAAAUAGCGUAUUUUUGUUCAAUGUCAGCUGCACUUUCCUGCCCUCUAAACUCCGGGAUAGCAUAUCACACUGUCAUGAAACUUGCUGGUCUUUAAACUCAGUUUGAAAGGCAUACGGUUUUGCUUUGGCUGAGUAUCCUGUAAUGUCAACAGCCUGCAUUUCUGACAUCUUUUGUCAUGGUGUAAGUAUUUAUGGCAACCAUGUUGUGCUAGAGAGAGUUUUCCCUGAAGGUCAGGACAGUUGCAGUUGAAACAGCCUAUCCCUUCCUCUGCUGGUCCUUUACUGUACCUCUGCAAUUUCUAAAAAAUAUUUGCUAAUUAGAAUAAUUGGGAUAAUUUGACAGAACUAAAUGCUGCCAACCCUAAUUGUUCAAUCAGUUGAUUUAGCAAGUGAAGUAGUUCCCCCUUGCCUUAUAGUUAGGACCUUUUUGGUGCACCUAGGUUUGCACCACUAGGUUUAGACCACUCUGCUUAAGUAGGAAAAUAAAACUGGAUGUUCUUAGCAUGAAGUUCUUCUACCCCCUGAAACUGGACACCAUCUCUCUUCAGGUUAACACAAAAUACUGAAAGAUACACAAUAAAAAUAACAGGAGUUAGGAAAAACUGGCCUGCCACCUCAGCUCUUAUUACAAGUGUUCAGCCAGUGCCUGCACUUGGCAGAGGUACUGGCUUCUGUGAUCAAAUCAGCCAGCUUGAACCAGAGCUUGGCCAUUCUCCAGGUUUAGUGUGGCACUUUACUGGGCAGGCAAUGCCUUUCUUGUGCUCUGGGGAAGUACCUCACACAGAACAAGUUUCAGUGGAUCACUUCCUCAUUCUGCUCUUCAGCUUCUACUUGGCACAGGCUAGAAGUUGCCAGGAGCUUGACAACUGGGCAGUAGCCAUACAGCCCUUGAACUGGAGCCAGCAUGAAAUCAGCUGUGGCAGAGGCUGUGGGAUCUGCUCCCAGCAGCUGAGGGUCUGGUCCUUCUGUGCAGCAGUGGCUAUUCAAGGGACCAAACAACCCCUGAGGAGCAGCUGAGUGUGAUGUUAUUCCCCCUGUGCUCCUCCUGGCUGCUUGGAGCAUCCUGAAGCCCAGCAGGUAUUUUCUGUUCAGCUGUGGUAGGAGGCUGUAAUAGAUAAAUAUCUACAUAAUCAGCAGGCUGAGCAGGACGGUUUGUGCAUGUCUCUGUUUAGGCUAGUCUGGACUUUGUCAUGUUUUGCUGCCGUUCCCAGAUGCUUCCUUCUGCACUUAAUAAAGUAGGGUAUGGCGUCACUUUUGGUUUUGUCUUUGAAAGAGUAAACAAAACAGAAGACCAAAAGGCAGCUACUUAAAACAUAUUCCUCUGCUGUGACGGGAAAAUCUUUCCUUCAGAUGCAGGCAUCCACUGUUUGCAUUGCUCAUCCUCCUGGCAGGGGUUAUGUGCUUUGUCUGCCUCACUUGGUUCAAGCCUAACCUUUCUGAUCUUUCUAUUUUUGAAAUGCCUGAAAUGCUAUUGCUUCCUCUCAUGGAUCCUGGUUCCAGCUGCUUCCCACAUCUCCAGGAGAUGAUGAAAAAAGAACUCAUCAGUGGGUCAAGGUUAAAACACAAUAACUCACUUCCUGAAGGCUGAGUUGGGAGAGGUGGUGCUGUGAUCACUGGGUGCUGGCUCUUCACCCCAGAGGGUUUGCCCUGCUGCCAACAACUGCAUGUUGCUGUUCCUAGUCUUCUGUGAAUACUUGCUUCUAUGAUUCUGUUAUAACACAGCUUCGAGACUCAUCUCCAGGUUCUGGAGGACUACAAGCCAAGAGUGGGCCACAAAAUAAAAGCCCCAGCUGCAUUGUGCCUGAAUGAGGUUCUGGAGGAAAGCUGCCCCUCAGGAAGCUCCCAGGAUCUUUGGCCUGUCCAGGGAACCACUGCUGGCAUGGAGGAAGAGGUGUUCACCCCAGCUCCUGCACAGGACACACAGGUGUCUGCUCACAGAAAGCCUGUACUUGCCAAGGUAACACAGCUAAUCCCUAACACACGUCCCUGCAUAUGCAGGCCCUGGAGAAUGUCUGGGAUGCUUCAUCUCUGUCACCACCACCAGCAGCCAGGCCCUGGCUGGCCUCCACCUUUGGCAUCAGGGCUGGGCUGUCCCACAUUCCCCCUGUGCUGUGUAGUGCAGUCCUUUGGGCUGGUCCCCUGCUCUGGCCUCUCUCCCUGAUAUCCACAAUGACAUUUCUGCAGGUGUCAGAGGGGCCCAGCCAGAAAGCUCCCCAAACAGGGCCCCGGGAUGCCCAAGGCUGCAGCCAUCCCCACUCCUCCCUGGGGACCCACUCCUGCUGCAGCCAGACACGGCCCAGGCCUCUCGUUGCCCACAGCCCUUCAGGACAGCUCAGUGGACACUGCUGGGCUCUGCACUCCCACCUCUGCUGGCUCUGGGACAGAGAAGCAACAAGUUCCCUCCAGCAGUUUCUCCUCAGGCCACUCCCCCUGCCAGGGCACCGCUGCCAGCCAUGAUUGAGAUGUCCCCUGCAAUGUCCCCAUGGCACAGGCACCACAGUGAUAUGCCAGAACAUUCCAUUGGAACCCAUAGUUAGCCAUGGCCAGUUGGCUUUUGCCCACUGACUGGGAGAAUGAGGUAUGCCUGUGCAGGGCGAUGGCCAAUUAGGGAAGCUUCAGUCCACCUGUAAGAAUAGAAAAGUGAGCUGAUUCCCACAGAAACACCACCCCUUUCUGCUCCAGAUGCACUGGGGCAGGGGGCUGACAUGGCUUCUCCUGGCCUUCCAGGACAGGGGGAAACUGUGCCCUGUGACACUGCUGUACAAGCGAUGGGGGAUGAGCGGGACGUCCGGCCUGGCAAUGACAGACACGAGACCAAACAAGCUCUUGCUGUUUCCAAUGAGAGCACAGGCAAAGACAAUCGAUUCUUGCCCCUCUGCUUUCCACAAAAGCUUUGGAAAAUGCUGGAAAGUGACCAGUUUCGGUCCAUUUGGUGGAGUGAGGGUGGGAAAUGUGUGGCCAUCAACAAAGAUCUCUUCAAAGUGGAGGUGCUGGGCAGGGGAGCUUGUCAGCGGGUUUUUAACACACGGCACAUCAAGAGUGUUAUUCGCCAGCUGAACCUCUAUGGAUUCACCAAAGUGCAGCGGGAUUUCCAAAGAUCUGCCUCCCUGCCUGAAUUCCUAUCAGAGGAAGCAGCAGCUUCUGCUCACAGCCAGGAAGAUCCAUCCCUGGCGAAGCACUUCAAAGGUCACAGAGAUGCUGUCACUAGUGUGGACUUCAGUUGCACUAAGAAGCAAUUGGUAAGUGGCUCAAUGGAUUCGUGCCUGAUGAUCUGGAGUAUGAAGCCUCAGAUGAGAGCCUAUCGCUUCAUGGGCCACAAAGAUGCAGUUUUGUGUGUCCAGUUCUCACCUUCUGGCCACCUUGUGGCUUCAGGCUCUAGAGACAAAACAGUCCGUUUGUGGAUCCCUAGUAUCAAGGGAGAAUCGACUGUGUUCAAGGCUCACACAGCAACCGUGAGAAGUGUUCAUUUCUCCAGCGAUGGCCAGUCCUUAGUUACAGCUUCUGACGACAAAACAAUCAAAGUGUGGACGGUCCACAGGCAGAAGUUUCUGUUUUCAUUGAGUCAGCACAUCAACUGGGUUCGCUGUGCCAGAUUCUCUCCUGAUGGGCGAUUGAUAGUGUCAUCCAGUGAUGAUAAAACUGUCAAGCUGUGGGACAAAACCAGCAGAGAAUGCAUCCACUCCUUCUGUGAGCAUGGAGGGUUUGUGAACCACGUGGAUUUCCAUCCCAGCGGGAACUGCAUUGCCGCAGGGGGUACGGACAGCACGGUGAAGCUGUGGGAUAUCAGGAUGAACAGGCUGCUUCAGCAUUACCAAGUGCAUAGCUCUGUGGUCAACAGUCUUUCCUUUCAUCCCUCUGGAAAUUAUCUGGUUACUGCUUCCAGUGAUUCAACUCUUAAGAUUUUGGACUUGCUAGAAGGAAGACUUCUCUAUACUCUUCAUGGUCACCAGGGACCAGCUACAUGUGUAGCGUUUUCAAGAGAUGGAGACUUAUUUGCUUCUGGAGGUUCUGAUGAACAGGUGAUGGUGUGGAAGACUAACUUUGAUGCUGAUUAUGGUGAUGUAGUGAAACCCCAGAAAUAUGGCAGCAGUGUGGAUGGGACCCAUGGCACUGGGUCAGAAAUGGAUUGUAGCAUUCAUCAUAAGAAAACAAAAACUCGAGAUUCUUGUAGGACCCAUGAGCAGCAAGAGGAGGAGACCAGUCUUGCAAAUACCCUGGAGCAUAUUAUGGGACAGCUGGAUGUUCUGACUCAGACAGUUUCCAUCCUGGAGCAGAGACUGACACUCACUGAAGACAAGCUGAAGGAAUGUCUUGAGAAUCAGCAGAAAAUCAUUCAGAACAAAACAAACUGAUUUCCUGAGAUCAGACAGGAGCUGAAGGCAUUGGGAGGUUUGAGAUUGUUUGUGUUUCUAACAGACUGUGUGUGACUUGCUUUAACAAUUUUGAGCAUAAUCUAUUUUUCAAUUGGAAUGUAUAGUUAUUGUAUCUGUAAAUAGCUUUGUUACUUUACUAAAAUAAA
Poecile atricapillus (Black-capped chickadee) is the source of this 6090-nucleotide messenger RNA. RefSeq names its product POC1 centriolar protein A (gene POC1A). Gene Ontology annotation, cellular component: ciliary basal body; centriole. The coding region runs from base 4277 to 5923 and encodes 548 amino acids. Gene Ontology annotation, biological process: cilium assembly; regulation of DNA-templated transcription. The transcript is spliced from 13 exons. The record is from RefSeq and is a predicted model, not a curated record. Gene Ontology annotation, molecular function: protein binding; DNA-binding transcription factor activity; sequence-specific DNA binding. Lineage: Eukaryota; Metazoa; Chordata; Aves; Passeriformes; Paridae.